AGCCAACUGCUGUUCGGAGAAGACUUCUCGAUGUAUCACAAAGAAAAGAGCAUCCAGAUCAAAAACAGCGCCUCGGCGCUGUACAACAACCUCAGCGUGAUGCGCAUCGCUCCGCGGCGUCUCACCUACUUCACGGUGGUCCAUGCUAACGUGGUCAACAUGAUCACCGCGUCCUGGGACGGCCUCAACUACUCCCACCGUCAGCUGCAGUCCAAAGAGCCUAAUGUCGCCACAAGCACAUCGCUCAUCAUGCAGGCUGCGUUUUGUGCUCUGCCCUCUCGGGAUCUGCUGGUGGUGACCUCUCAGAAAGGCAUCCAGAUGUAUGAGUCUGAUGGCUCCAUCAUGGUGUACUGGCAUGCACUGGAGACACCGGAAACACCUACAGGGGGAUUUGUCAACUGGUUUCACACUGAAAUAGAGACACGAACUGCAGUCACUUUCUCACCAUCACACCCCGACAUGACAGUCAGGUUUACACGUAGACACUGCUGGUCCUGCAUGUCCCCACAUCUACACCCGUUCAGACACGAAUUAUUGUACAACAGAGAAGCUCAGGCCGUGUUUGGUCGAGGGAUAUCAGCGGUGAGGGAGAAUUUUAUAUGUGUGGGUGUUUCAGCUGGUGCAAUCCUCGUGUUUGAUGUUCCCAGUAAAGGCAGUAAUAUAACCCUGUCUGAAAUCCUGGAGGAGCAUAAUGAGUCCAUCACCGACAUGGCCGCAGAGUGCUCUGGCAGCCAGGAGUGCAUAGCUGAUCUGGUCAGUGCAGAUGAUGGGGGCAACCUGUGUGUAUGGAAGUCCGGGGAGGAAUUCCAGCUGCUCAACAAGAUCUCUGGCUUUGAUAUGAGCUGCUCAUCUGUCAAGAUGUGGAAAGGAACAGUGGUGGCAGGUUACGGCACAGGCCAGAUCCGUCUCUAUGAGGCAGUGACAGGAAUUCUGCAUGCUGAGGUCAACGCCCAUGCACGCUGGAUAUACUCGCUGGACAUUGCGCCUUUUUCUGGGCUGCUGCUGUCUGCUGCUGAGGACUCUCUUGUCAGGGUGUGGCACCUAACACUUACCCCGGAGACCAACAGUGUGGAGGUUGCUCAUUUGCACAAUGAGUGUGUGACGGACACACAAAUCUGUGGCGCUAAGUUCUGUGACGGCGAUGGUUAUGCCUUCGCAGUGACAGGCUAUGACCUGAGCGAGAUUAUCCGCUACACACAGUCGUAGGGCACUGCUCUCAUUGACGCUAAGCGUGGGAAUGUGAAUUUAUGGAAAGAUAUGAUGACCCAGAGAGAACAGCGCCCAAAGCAGCCAGGUCAUGGUCAGGUUGAGAUUCUGCAAGUACAGGGGGUCUUAAACAUAGUCAUGGAAUAUUUAAUUUCUGUCUCUACAUCUGCAAAGAUUGGAGGGAGAUAAUUAUGUAACAAAAUAAUGUAAAAGAAAGUGUUACCGUUUCUAUAGUAACUUUAAGUCCAAAUGUUUAUAUGUAUGUGAGUGUAGCUUCAAAUAAAUUAAUAAAGUAUUUUAUUAUUGUGUUCAAUGUA
Acanthopagrus latus (yellowfin seabream) is the source of this 1523-nucleotide messenger RNA. It is a transcript of the gene wdr54, whose product is annotated as WD repeat domain 54. Gene Ontology annotation, molecular function: protein binding. Gene Ontology annotation, biological process: cilium assembly. The record is from RefSeq and is a predicted model, not a curated record. The transcript has 11 exons. NCBI's taxonomy places the organism in Eukaryota, Metazoa, Chordata, Actinopteri, Spariformes, Sparidae. Bases 31 to 1206 code for a protein of 391 amino acids. Gene Ontology annotation, cellular component: centriole; ciliary basal body.